This is a messenger RNA of Volvox carteri f. nagariensis, 1416 nucleotides long. RefSeq lists its product as uncharacterized. The transcript has 6 exons. Bases 1 to 1416 code for a protein of 471 amino acids. The record is from RefSeq and is a predicted model, not a curated record. Gene Ontology annotation, biological process: lipid metabolic process. Gene Ontology annotation, molecular function: glycerophosphodiester phosphodiesterase activity. NCBI's taxonomy places the organism in Eukaryota, Viridiplantae, Chlorophyta, Chlorophyceae, Chlamydomonadales, Volvocaceae.
AUGCAAGGCGCCCGAUUCAUCGAGUGUGAUGUCGUACUGAGCCGGGAUCUGGUACCUGUGUGCCGUCACGAGCCCGAUAUCGCACAGACUACUGAUGUGCUAUCGACCCGCAUCUCCCGUCAACAGCGACAACAAGAGCAACAGGAGCAGCUGCAGCAAUGCUUCGGGGAAGGCGGGGGCGACAGUGAGGAAGCCGGUGACGGUGACGGCAGAUGUGACGGUGAUGUUGGUCAAGGGGUGCCCAUCUUCCUCGCAUUGGAUUUGACACUCGCAGAGAUUAAGCGGCUUAAAGCGGUCUUCCCACAAGAUGCUGGCACAGCAACAACAGCAGCAGCAACAGCAGCAAGGGGAUCCACGGGAGCAGCAGCUGCGGCAACAGCUGGGGAGCCGUCAGAAGUAGAAGGAGCAGCGGCGACGGCGGCGGUAGUGGGGGCUGCAGCGGAAUGUGUGGUGCCGUGGGCUCCAAGAUCUGGUGAAGACACCGGGAGGGAGGCAAUCGGCGUGGUGGAGGAGUCCGACAUCGUCUACACUGUGACUCCUCCGCCUGACUCGGAGGACCUCCGGGUAGCCUCUUUAGAGGACCUGCUGCAAAUGGCCACAGCCGUCGAGCCUGCCGUGGGUGUGGCGGUCCACAUCCAGGCCGCCUCCUGGCACAACACCGUCCUGGAGCCCCAGCUGAGGGCCCGGAACACCACCUUUGAGGACGAGCUGCUGAGGCUAUUGCAGCAGUACGGCUACGCGACUGGACCGUACGGCAGCGAGGCUUGGCGCCGCCGGCCCUCGUACCUCAUGGCGUUCGAGGCCGGCAGCCUCAAGUACCUCGCACAGCGGACGUCCUCCCCCCUGACGCAAGUGCUGGGCCCCACUAUUCCGGAUACCGGGGAGAGCUGGGAUAGCGCAACUAGCCCUCAGGGCCUGGUCCGUAUCCGGUCCUAUGCCGGAUCGGUGGCCGUGGCCCGGCAGCAGCUGCUGCGGCGGCGGCAGCAGGUGCCAGCGCUGGAGGACGCCGAGACAGUACCAGCGGCAGCGCCAGAGCACCCGGGCUCGGGCCUUGGCAGUGAUCCGGUCCCGGGGCUGAUGGCUUCGGAGCUAUUGCAGGCGAUGCGGCAUGCGGGCCUCCAGGUAUUUGCAUCCGUGUUCAAGCCCGCGCCACGGGAGCAGCUGCUGCCCGGGGCCGAGACGUGGGUGGACGAAAUCUCGCCACUGGUGCUCGGAAGCGGGCUGCCGAGGAUAUGGGGUGCAGCGAAUGGCUCGUUUAAUGCUGCAAGGCUCGGGAACCGCCAACCGCGUUCGGCCAUUGACGGCCUGUUCACCGACUCGCCCCGUGAGCUGUAUCGGCUGCUGGCGGGGCUCAAGUGCAGCAGUGGCAAUAACGUUGGCGAUAACGGACAGGAGGACGAAGCCCGGGUUUGGUAG